GUUUGAAUCAAUAAAUAUGACAUCUGUACCCUACUCCAGACUGAAAGUCACCGGACAACCGCCUGUCCACUCAUACUUGGCCUGCGAUGAAAGGAAACUUAAGUGUGACCGCCUGAAGCCUUGUGCUUCAUGCCGCUCGCAAGGAGUGCUUUCCCAGCGUACAUGCACCUGUACUAUCAAGGAUGACAUUACUAGCGAGCCGAAUGAUACAAGAGAACAACUUACGACGAAAAGCCCGAAAUUGAAAAUCGAGCGGGGUCUUGCAAAUACCAAAGCAACCCGAUGCAUCGCAUGUUUAAGUAGCCCAUCAGGCCAUGCAGAGCGUAAUAUCAGCCUCUCCUCCUCUAUUCCAACUACUUCUAUCGUACUCGAAAAUGUUUUGCAACGUUUACUUGAUGCAUACUGCUCUAAGACAGAAAACACCCAGAUACAGCCUGCUGUCCUUGAACAGGUUGCAUCGUUAAGACAUUCAUCACCCUUGAUAUGUGAAGCACUUUGGGCCGCAUCUCUUCUGAUCAUAGGUCGAUCUGACUCUAAUCCGGGCCUCGUUUCAGCAGGCUUCCUAUACUAUAACAAAGCCAUUAGGCUACUAGGAAGAUUAUUGUCACAGCUUAGUGGGCAACUCUCAUUGGAAGCGCUUGGAGCUACGUAUCUUUUCGGGGUCAUCGAAAUGUCAACUUCGUCUCAUACAGCAUUACUCAAGCAUGCGGGUUGGGCUCUUCACCUGCUCCAACGUCGAUCACCGCAGCUCCAUCAAACUGGACUUGGGAAAUCCCUAUUUUUAGAUGUGCGAAUAUACUGGGUAACCUUUGCAAUUCUUCGUCGACGUCGUACGCUUUUAGCCACGGAGGAAUGGUUGGCAAUACCAUGGGUUAACGACAAAAGACCCAAGGAUAUUUUACAACAGCUCCUAGACAUUGCAUCCGGGGUACCUUCUUUCCUUGCGGAGUUAGAUUAUAUUAUGUCUAUGGUCAACGAGAACUGUCUUUCACCACUAGAGAUGCGGACUCAACAGGAGAAACUCAAUGCCAGAGCAGACAAAACUUUUAGGCAGCUAGACGCUUGGAAGGAAUCCGUUGCCUCUGCAUACCCACCUGGAAGUAUCUCGAAGUCUCCAGCACCGUACAAGGACGAUUUUCCGAUCUUUCAAUGCUAUAAUCCUAAAACGGAAGUCGAAUUCGCAACGCAUUAUGAGUAUCCCAAUGUUAUUCUUGCCCACACGAUGUGCUAUUAUUGGGCACUACUCCUAGUAAUAUCAGAACCUACGCCAAUUCCUCUUCACUCCUUGAAGCCAUGUGAACGCUACACUAUAGCCUGCAAUAUAUGCCGCAGCAUCCGCUACUUUAUUUAUGCUGCCCCAAAGAACUUGAUCUAUCGGCUGCUGUUUCCUUUGCUUAUAGCACAUAGCGUCUUUGUCCCGGGCUCCGUAGAGAUGGAAUUUUUGCGGGAUGUGAGCAAUUAUAUCGAAAGGCAUUUCAGGACUGCUAUUUUCACCUCAAUGAUGGGCUCCUUGUCUGAUGUCGACUACCGGGAACUGAGUAAACUGUUCUGAGUCAAAUCAAAUCUAAAUACUACUCUUCCUUCAUCUUCCCCGAAGGACUCUUGUCAUACAGUUAUAUCGAAGACGCUCGAGGCGAUCGGGUGAUGUUUCCCCACUGGCAAGUGGAUCGAAACUACUUGGCCAUGUCAAGGAGUACUUCCGCCUUUCAUGAAUCUCAGAGACAUUGUCCGGUUCUCCAGGACAUUCAUGGACGCCCGCGAAAACAGUCAAGUUUCAUACGAUUGACUACGUUAUCUGCCAGCGCGAAUAGACCCACACAACAUUGUGGCAAUUCUAGGACACUACGAGUCAGUGCGGGAAGGCGCCUUUGUACCUUUCAUCACCUCAUAUUAUUCGUUUGCUGGUGGAGGACAAUUACACAUUCCGCCUUAAAUUCCUGCGGACUGCUUGGCUAGUAGGGUUUAGCAGCUAUCGAUCUGAUCUAAC
Messenger RNA from Aspergillus alliaceus, 1987 nucleotides. RefSeq lists its product as uncharacterized. Lineage: Eukaryota; Fungi; Ascomycota; Eurotiomycetes; Eurotiales; Aspergillaceae. The transcript has 5 exons. The record is from RefSeq and is a predicted model, not a curated record. The coding region runs from base 17 to 1552 and encodes 511 amino acids.